Messenger RNA from Porites lobata, 873 nucleotides. Lineage: Eukaryota; Metazoa; Cnidaria; Anthozoa; Scleractinia; Poritidae. The record is from the annotation of a GenBank genome assembly.
AUGAUGAGCCCAGUAAGUAAUGGCGCUAAAGUAAUGACUGGAGAAAGAACAGGUGUGGCUGCCCGACUGAAGCAAAUCAACAGCAAGCUAAUUAAUGUGCACUGUGUCUGUCACAGACUGGCCCUUGCUUGUGCUGGUGCGAGUGAUGACACAAAAUACAUCACACAAGUUGAAGGAGUCCUUUUGCAACUCUGGAAGUUUUUUGCUAAAUCGCCUAAGCAGACUGCUCUUUUGGUAAGAGCACAAGAGUGGUGGCGCAAGAUGAAGCUAUUGGAAAAAGCAAGGUCUGUUGUGGCGAAAAAGGUGCGAAAAGCUUGCAGAACACGUUGGCUGGUAACAAGCAAUGCUGUAGAUGGAGUGUAUGAAGAUUUUGUUCCUAUCAUACAGACUAUCAAUCUCUGCUGUCCAAAAUGAGCUUUAAAGUUUAUUGGUACGAUAUAUAUUUUGAAGGCUGUCCUUCCAGAGCUUGCUGCAUUAAGCAGACUACUCCAGCGAGGUACCGUUAACUUUGGCCAUAUCCUACCAGCUAUCACCUACACUACUGACAAGCUAACGAAGAUAGCACAAGACGAAACCCCCAUCACCCAACUUCAGGUUGAUAUUCAGGAGAAUGGACAGCUCGGUACCUGUGAGUUUAAAAGCAAUGACCACGAGAUACAAGUUCUUCGCAACCUUCUAAAGAAGUACAGACAAGUCCUCAAGGAGAACAUUGAUUCUCGUUUCAAGGAUGCGAUGCCAGUGGUCUGUGCAUUAGCCAUCUUUAAUGCAAAUGCCAUUCCAAACUGUGGAACAGCAGAGUUUUUAAGCUAUGGGUCGAAGGAAAUCGGCACAUUGUCAUACCACUACUUUCCAGGUGACAAGGAAGCUCAGUAG